Messenger RNA from Papaver somniferum (opium poppy), 1294 nucleotides. Its product is annotated as PLASMODESMATA CALLOSE-BINDING PROTEIN 2-like. Bases 207 to 878 code for a protein of 223 amino acids. NCBI's taxonomy places the organism in Eukaryota, Viridiplantae, Streptophyta, Magnoliopsida, Ranunculales, Papaveraceae. The transcript has 4 exons. The record is from RefSeq and is a predicted model, not a curated record.
AGUAGUAUUUCCAGUUACCUCCCUCUCAUCCCCUUGCUUGCCCCUCCUCUUCUCACAAACCCCACUUCUCCUCUCAUAUCUCUCUCUUUCCCCUGUACCCAAAAACACUCAUCUAGCUCUUUUUGGGGUUAGACUCAACUAACCCUUUCUUCAUAGAAAAUAAAUAUCUUCCUGUCUUUGGCUUUGAAAUCUUGUUAGAGAACACCAUGUCUGUUGUUUUAGUUCUUCCACUGCUCAUCAUCUUGGCUUUCACUAGCCAUUCAGCAGAUGCUGUAUGGUGUGCUUGCAGACCAGAUCAAAGUGAUGCAGUUCUUCAAAAGGCCAUUGAUUAUGCUUGUGGAAAUGGAGCUGAUUGUUCAGCCAUCAAUCAAGGUGGAGCUUGUUACCAACCUAACACUGUGAGGGCUCAUUGUUCUUACGCUGUUAACAGCUAUUACCAAAAGAAAGGUGGAGCUCAGGGAAGCUGUGAAUUUUCCGGCAGUGCAGCUGUUACUUCUACUGACCCAAGUCCUGGUGGUUCUUGUACAUUUACUUCUGGAGGCGGCGGCGGAGGAGGAGGCGUGACUGUAAAUCCUCCAUCUACAACAUCACCACCAGGUUCAACGACACCAACAGGUGGAUCUUCAACACCUGGUGGGUCAACCAUGACACCAGGUUCAACCACCCCACCUGGGUCAUCAUCAUCCACAUUUUCACCACCUGGAAGCCUCACAAAUGGAAACGGCGGAAUGAUGGGAGGAGGAUUUGGUACGGGUUUAGGUCCUUCAGGAACUGGUAGCAUUGAUACUAGUGAUGGCGGAUUAGUCUUAAGAAACACUAAUUACGUCUCUUUACUACUCACUGUUUGGUUCCCUGCCCUCCUAUUCUUAUGGGUUUGAUGAAGAUGAACAAAUUUGGUGGCACCGGCGAAGUAGAUAAGAGAAGCACAUCGUCUUUGUCCAGAGAGAUGACAUUUAUUCUCCACUAGGGUUUUUCUACUUCUUUUUUUUUCUUUCUCUAGAGGAAUGAAAGUUGGGUGUUGAUUCUCCUUUUUGUGUGCGGCAAUGAAUUUGGAUGGAUGGUUGUCAUUGUUGUGGGAGAAGAACCUAAUCUUUUCAGCCCUUCUUUUUUCUCUUAUCUUUUUGGACAUUUUCUUUCUCUUUUCCUCUUUUUGUAUAUCUAGAGAGGUGGUAGUAAUUUAUUAUUAAAUUUUAAUUAUUAUUCAGAGAGCUCUCAGCACCUUAAAAGAUUUGAUCGUAUGUAUUUUCAUGUAGAUGAAUGCUCUAGUCUAGUUAAAUACUGUUAUUUUCACCUU